Danaus chrysippus (African queen) is the source of this 1359-nucleotide messenger RNA. NCBI's taxonomy places the organism in Eukaryota, Metazoa, Arthropoda, Insecta, Lepidoptera, Nymphalidae. The record is from the annotation of a GenBank genome assembly.
AUGUUUAGGUGGAGACCUCUUGUAAGUAGCGUAGUGAAACAGAUUCAUUGUGCUAACAAACAGUCUCCAAGAGUCUUCAGCCGGGAAAGUAGUUGUAUACAAAAAAUGAGUCACAAGUUUAACUUACCAGCUAGGUAUGGAACCGGCGAAAAAAGUGUAUGGGUUGAAUAUAUACAACUGGCCGCUGAAUACAAACCGGCAGUAAACCUUGGACAAGGCUUCCCAGAUUACCAUGCCCCUGAACAUGUCACGAAAGCACUUUCUGAAAUCACUACUGGAGAAAAUCCUUUAUUCAAUCAAUAUACAAGAGGAUUUGGUCACCCAAGGUUGGUUCAAAACUUGGCAAAACUCUACUCUCCACUAGUAGGCAAAGAGAUAGAUCCAAACAAUGAAAUAUUAGUGACAAGUGGUGCUUACGAGGCACUGUUUUCCACUAUAAUGGGUCAUGUUGAUGAGGGUGAUGAAGUCAUAGUGAUUGAACCGUUCUUUGAUUGCUACGAAUUCAUGAUUAAGACAGCUGGUGGGAUUCCUAGAUGUAUUGCUUUAAAACCUAAAGCCACUAGCGGUACUAUGACAUCAGCUGAUUGGGUGUUAGAUGACGCCGAGUUGGUGUCAUUGUUCAAUAGCAAAACUAAAAUGUUGAUCCUGAACACUCCUCACAACCCACUUGGGAAAGUGUUCACCGCUCAGGAGUUGGAGAAAAUUGCCAAUCUGUGCAAGAAAUACAACGUACUUUGCGUCUCUGACGAGGUCUACGAAUGGAUGGUGUACGAACCGAAUAAACAUAUUAGAAUAGCUUCAAUGCCGGGUAUGUGGGAGCGUACUAUAACAAUUGGAUCAGCGGGUAAGACUUUUUCUGUGACCGGUUGGAAGACAGGUUGGGCGUACGGUCCGGCCAACCUCAUGAGGAACUUGCAAGUGGUGCAUCAGAACUGCGUGUACACGUGUUGCACUCCUAUACAGGAAGCAGUGGCACGCUCUUUUGAAUUUGAACUCUCGAGAUACAACUCACCUGAAUGUUACUUCUUCUCACUAGCAAGAGAAUUAGUUUCAAAACGAGAUUACCUCGUUAAAGUAUUGAGGGAGAACGGUUUCAACCCAACCGUACCUGAUGGAGGAUAUUUUAUUGUUGCUGAUUGGACUAAAUUAGAAAAGAAAAUAGAUCUACAAUCAGAGUCGGAUAAAUACAAAGACUAUCGUUUUACAAAGAAGUUUGCGAAGGAAGCCGGUGUACUCGCGAUACCACCGUCAGCCUUCUACUCCGAGGAACACAAACAUCUGGGAGAAAACUUCGCACGUUUCUGCUUCAUUAAGGUAUCUAUACAAAUAUUAUCAGUAGGUGUUACGAGUAUAAACUAA